This is a messenger RNA of Lemur catta (Ring-tailed lemur), 12166 nucleotides long. It is a transcript of the gene VPS13A, whose product is annotated as vacuolar protein sorting 13 homolog A. The transcript has 69 exons. Gene Ontology annotation, cellular component: extrinsic component of membrane. Bases 132 to 9335 code for a protein of 3067 amino acids. Gene Ontology annotation, biological process: protein targeting to vacuole; autophagy; protein retention in Golgi apparatus. The record is from RefSeq and is a predicted model, not a curated record. Lineage: Eukaryota; Metazoa; Chordata; Mammalia; Primates; Lemuridae.
GCGGCGCCACGGCGGAGCCUCCCGGGAGCCGGUGAACCGAGCGGUCUCGAGGGAGAGGCGCGUGGGCAGGCGCAGGGAGAAGGAGCGCGGGGCGGGCAGGGCGGCCGCCGUGCCCACCGCUGCUGAGGAAAAUGGUAUUCGAGUCAGUGGUCGUGGACGUGUUGAACCGGUUCUUGGGAGACUAUGUGGUGGGCCUGGACAGGUCCCAGCUCUCUCUGGACAUCUGGAAAGGAGUUGUGGUCCUGAAGAACCUUCAAAUUAAAGAAAAUGCCCUGAGUCAACUGGAUGUACCGUUUAAAGUUAAAGUUGGCCAUAUAGGUAAUCUUAAUCUUAUAAUUCCAUGGAAAAACCUUUAUACUCAACCAGUUGAAGCUGUAUUGGAAGAAAUUUAUUUACUCAUAGUGCCUUCUUCUAGAAUAAAAUAUGAUCCUGUAAAAGAAGAAAAACAACUCAUGGAAGCAAAGCAACAGGAACUAAAAAGAAUAGAAGAAGCAAAACAAAAAGUAGUUGAUCAAGAACAAGAUCGGCAAGAGAAGCAGGAUACUUUUGCAGAAAAAUUAGUUACUCAGAUCAUAAAAAAUCUUCAAGUGAAAAUUUCCAGCAUUCAUAUUCGUUAUGAAGAUGAUAUCACUAAUCGAGACAAACCGCUGUCAUUUGGUAUUUCCCUUCAAAAUCUCAGCAUGCAGACAACUGAUCAAUACUGGGUUCCAUGUUUACAUGAUGAAACUGAGAAACUAGUUCGUAAGUUAAUCCAAUUGGAUAACCUUUUUGCCUAUUGGAAUGUGAAGUCUCAGAUGUUUUAUCUUAAUGAUUAUGAUGAAUCAUUGAAUGACUUGAGGAAUGGCAUUGUCAAAGAACAUAUUGUUGCAGAAGGUUAUGAUUUUGUAUUUCGCCCCAUAUCUUCUAAUGCCAAACUGCAGAUGAAUCGCCGAUCAGAUUUUGAUUUUUCUGCCCCAAAAAUAAACCUGGAUGUUGAGUUACAUAACAUAGCAAUUGAAUUUAAUAAACCACAGUAUUUUAGUGUUAUGGAGCUUCUUGAAUCAAUUGAUAUGAUGACACAAAAUCUGCCAUACAGGAAAUUCAAACCUGAUGUACCUCUUCACUCCCACGCCAGGGAAUGGUGGGCUUAUGCUAUACAUGGUAUUCUUGAAGUAAAUGUUUCCCCCACCUUACGGAUGUGGUCAUGGAAGCAUAUUCAUGAACAUAGACAAAAAGUGAAGAAAUAUAAAGAACUGUAUAAAAAAAAGUUAACAAGUAAGAAGCCAUCUGGUGAAAUUCUCAUGUCUUUGGAGGAGUUGGAAAAAGCACUGGAUGUCUUUAAUAUAACUAUAGCUAGACAGCAGGCAGAAGUUGAGGUAAAAAAAGCUGGACUCAGGAUUUUUAAGGAAGGGGUAAAAGAUCCAGAGGAUAAUAAAGGAUGGUUUAAUUGGCUGUGGUCUUGGUCAGAAAAAAAUACUGAGGAACAACCAGAUGUUAAACCUGGAACUCUUGAAGAAAUGUUGACACCUGAAGAAAAAGUUUCACUCUAUGAAGCAAUUGGCUAUAGUGAAACAGCAGUUGAUCCAACCUUGCCAAAAACAUUUGAAGCCAUGAAGUUUUUUGUUCACUUGAAAAGUAUGUCUGUUAUUCUAAGAGAAGAUUAUGAGAAACCUGAGCUGUUAGAUAUUGUAAUAGAAGAAUUUAGCACUUUGAUGGUACAAAGACCAGGAGCACAAGCAAUAAAAUUUGAAACCAAAAUAGAUUCAUUUCAUAUUACUGGCUUACCAGAUAAUUCAAAAAAACCCCAUCUCCUUUCUUCAUUGGAUGAUGCUAUUUCACUCUUCCAAAUUACAUUUGAGAUAAAUCCAUUGGAUGAAACUGCUGAUCAAAGGUGUAUCAUAGAAGCUGAACCUUUAGAAAUGAUAUAUGAUGCAAGAACAGUGAAUAGUAUAAUAGAAUUCUUCAGACCUCCAAAAGAGGUACAUCUAGCACAACUCACUUCAGUGACUUUGACAAAACUUGAGGAAUUUCGUGAUAAGACAGCAACAGGUCUACUGUAUAUUAUUGAAACACAGAAAGUUCUUGAUCUCAAAAUUAAUUUGAAGGCUUCAUAUAUUAUUGUUCCACAAGAUGGAAUUUUUAGCCCUACAUCAAAUCUACUUGUUUUGGAUCUUGGUCAUCUAAAGGUGACAAGUAAAAGUCGUUCAGAAUUACCAGAUGUGAAACAAGGUGGAGCUAAUCUUGAAGAAAUAAUGCAUAGAGCUUAUGAUUCCUUUGAUAUUCAGCUUACAAGUAUACAGCUGCUUUACAGCAGAGUUGGUGAUAAUUGGAAAGAAGCACGAAAACUAAAUGUAUCUACACAACAUAUUUUGGUACCCAUGCAGUUCAACGUGGAACUCUCUAAGGCUAUGGUUUUCAUGGACUUAAGGAUGCCCAAAUUCAAGAUUUUUGGAAAGUUACCUCUCAUUUCUUUACGGAUCUCAGAUGAAAAACUACACGGCAUUAUGGAAUUGAUUGAAAGUAUUCCAAAACCUGAACCUGUAACUGAAGUGUCUGCCCCUGUCAAACCAUCACAGAUGCAAACAUCUGCUUCUUUGGGAGCAACACAGAUUUCACAGAAAAUAAUUCCUCUUUUGGAACUUCCUUCUGUUUCUGAAGAUGAGUCAGAGGAGGAAUUUUUUGAUGCACCAUGUUAUCCCUUGGAUGAGUCUAUUCAGUUUCCAACUAGAGUUAAAAGUGGUCGACACAGAAAGUUACAAAAGCAGGAUUAUUCAGUAAAUAUGACUACAUUUAAAAUACGAUGUGAAGUACCAGAGGUUUUGAUUCAACUUUAUCACCUUGUUGGAGACUGUGAACUGCCUGUGGUAGAAAUUGAUGUUUUAGGAUUGGGUACAGAAAUUGAGAUUAGAACAUACGAUUUGAAAGCAAAUGCUUUUUUGAAAGAGUUCUGCUUAAAAUGCCCAGAAUACUUGGAUGAAAACAAGAAACCAGUUUAUUUGGUCACAACACUGGAUAACACACUGGAAGAUCUGUUAACACUGGAAUAUGUGAAGGCUGAAAAGAAUGUACCCAACUUGAAAAGUACCUAUAACAAUGUUUUACAGCUGAUUAAGGUGAAUUUUUCCUCUUUGGAUAUUCAUUUACACACUGAAGCGCUUCUCAAUACAAUAAAUUACCUUAAUAAUAUCCUUCCACAAUCAGAGGAAAAAUCAGCCUCAGUGAGUAUUACAGAGACUGAAGACAAAGGAGAUGUCAUUAAAAAACUAGCUUUUAAACUAUCCACAAAUGAAGAUAUUAUUACCUUGCAGAUUUUAGCAGAAUUAUCAUGUUUACAGAUCUUUAUUCAAGAUCAGAAACGUAAAAUUUCUGAAAUUAAGAUUGAAGGACUUGAUUCUGAAAUAAUUAUGAAACCUUCAGUAACUGAAAUAAAUGCAAAGCUAAGGAAUAUAAUUGUUUUGGAUUCUGAUAAAACAGCUGUAUACAAAAAGGCUGUUUAUAUCACUGGAAAAGAAGUUUUCAGCUUUAAAAUGGUUUCUUACGUGGAUGCAACUGCUGGGCCUGCAUACACAGAUAUGAAUGUAGUUGACAUUCAGGUUAAUUUAACAGUUGGUUGCAUUGAAGUAGUUUUUGUCACAAAAUUUCUAUAUUCUAUAUUGGCUUUUAUAGAUAACUUUCAAGCAGCUAAACAAGCCUUUGCUGAGGCAACAGUUCAGGCAGCAGGAAUGGCUGCUAGUGGUGUAAAAGAACUGGCACAAAGGAGUUCCAGAUUGGCAUUGGAUGUUAAUAUCAAAGCCCCAGUUGUGGUCAUCCCACAGUCUCCAGUUUCUGAAAAUGUUUUUGUUGUUGAUUUUGGACUAAUUACAAUGACAAAUACAUUCCAUAUAGUAACAGAGAGCCAAAGCAAUCCCCCACCUAUUAUUGAUUUGAUAACAAUAAAACUGAGUGAAAUGCGACUAUACAGAUCUCUAUUUAUUAAUGAUACAUACCAGGAAGUACUGUAUCUAUUACUGCCAUUAAAUCUUGAAGUCAUUGUUGAGCGAAAUUUAUGCUGGGAGUGGUAUCAGGAAAUUCCUUGUUUUAAUGUAAAUGCUCAGCUAAAACCCAUGGAGUUCAUUCUCAGUCAAGAAGAUAUAACAACUAUUUUUAAAACAUUACAUGGCAAUAUAUGGUAUGAAGAAGGUGGUAGUGCCUCACCUGCUGUCAUAAAAGACCAAAGUAGUGUUACUAGUGGAGUUACUAAUGCUUCACACCAUUCAGGAGGGAACACUGUGGUGACAGCUGCUGUGGUAGAAGUACAUUCACGUGCCUCACAAGUUAAAACAACACUAAAUAUGAGUUUCAGAACUGAUUAUCUUACCAUGGCACUGUAUAGUCCAGGUCCUGAACAGGCUCCAUUUACAGGUGUUCGUGAUCCUUCUUUGAAACUUGCUGAAUUUAAAUUGGAAAAUAUAAUAAGUACUGCAAAAAUGUAUACAGAUGACUCAACAUUUUCUUCCUUCUCAUUAAAAAACUGUAUUUUAGAUGAUAAAAGGCCUCAUGUCAAGAAAGCAACUCCUAGAAUGAUAGGAUUGACAGUUGGGUUUGACAAAAAAGACAUGAUGGAUAUAAAGUACAGGAGAGUCAGAGAUGGUUGUGUGACUGAUGCAGUCUUUCAGGAAAUGUAUAUUUGUGCAAGUGUGGAAUUUCUGCUGACGGUUGCAAAUGUCUUUUUGGAGGCCUACACCACAGGCAGUGUUGUAAAAACCAGUGUUCAAACAUGGACUUCUAAGGAAGAAGUACCUAUACAGGAAUCAGAUAAGUGGGAAAUUAAUAUUAUUAUUAAAAAUCCUGAAAUUGUAUUUGUGGCUGACAUGACAAGAAAUGAUGCUCCUGCCUUAGUCAUUACAACGCAAUGUGAAAUUUGCUAUAAAGGUGACCUUGAAAACAGUACAAUGACUGCUGCCAUUAAAGAUCUUCAAGUGAGAGCAUGCCCGUUUCUUCCAGUCAAGAGAAAAGGCAAAAUCACUACUGUUUUGCAGCCCUGUGACUUGUUUUAUCAGACUACUCAGAUGGGUACAAAUCCACAAGUGACUGAUGUUUCAGUAAAAUCCCUGACACUAAAGGUUUCACCAGUUAUUAUAAAUACCAUGAUCACCAUAACUUCAGUGCUUUAUACAACUAAGGAAACCAUCCCAAAAGAAACUGCUUCUUCUACAGCACAUUUAUGGGAAAAGAUGGACACAAAGAAUCUAAAGAUGUGGUUCCUUGAAGAAUCAAAUGAAACUGAAAACACAGCUCCUGCAACUGAAUUGGUACCCACAGGAGAGAUGAUAAAAAUGAACAUUGAUUCUAUUUUUAUAGUUCUCGAGGCUGGAAUUGGUCAUAGAACAGUGCCUAUGCUUUUGGCAAAGUCAAGUUUUUCAGGGGAAGGCAAAAACUGGAGUUCCUUAAUAAAUCUCCACUGUCAGCUUGAGCUAGAAGUGCAUUAUUAUAAUGAAAUGUUUGGUGUAUGGGAGCCUUUGCUUGAACCCCUAGAAAUUGAUCAGACUGAGGAUUUUAGACCAUGGAAUCUUGGAAUCAAGAUGAAAAAGAAGGCAAAAAAGGCCAUUGUUAAGUCAGAUACUGAAGAAGAAAACUACAAAGUGCCAGAAUAUAAAACUAUCAUCAGUUUCUAUUCAAAAGACCAAUUAAACAUUACAUUAUCCAAAUGUGGUCUUGUAAUGUUAAAUAAUUUAGCCAAGGCAUUUACAGAAGCUGCCACUGGAUCUUCAGCUGUCUUCAUAAGGGAUCUAGCACCAUUUAUGAUUUUAAAUUCUCUUGGACUUACUAUUUCUAUUUCACCAAGUGAUUCUUUUAGUGUACUCAACGUUCCUAUGGCAAAAUCAUAUAUAUUGAAAAACAAUGAGAGUUUAAGUAUGGAUUAUGUUCGAACUAAAGACAAUGAUCACUUCAGUGCAAUGACUAGCCUAAGCAGCAAACUCUUCUUCAUUCUUCUCACACCUGUUAAUCACUCUACUGCUGAUAAGAUUCCUUUAACAAAAGUGGGACGACGUCUGUACACUGUAAGGCACAGAGAAUCUGGAGUUGAAAGAUCUAUUGUUUGUCAAAUUGAUACAGUGGAAGGAAGUAAGAAGGUAACAAUUCGCUCCCCAGUACAGAUUAGAAAUCAUUUUUCAGUCCCACUCUCUGUUUAUGAAGGGGAUACCUUAUUGGGAACUGCUUUACCUGAAAAUGAAUUCAACAUACCAUUACCAUCUUACCGAUCGUUCCUUUGUCUGAAGCCAGAAGACAAUGACUAUCAAAUGAGUAAAGGAAUUGACUUUGAAGAAAUUAUAAAAAAUGACGGAGCUCUUCUAAAGAAGAAAUGUCGAUCUAUAAACCCUUCUAAGAAAUCAUUUUUCAUUAAUAUUGUCCCAGAAAAAGAUAAUUUAACAUCUCUAUCAGUGUAUUCAGAAGAUGGUUGGGACUUACCAUACAUAAUACAUUUAUGGCCACCUAUCCUACUCCGAAAUCUUCUUCCUUACAAAAUUGCGUAUUAUAUAGAGGGAAUUGACAAUUCAGUUUUUGCUCUAAGUGAAGGACAUUCAGCCCAGAUUUGCACUGUACAGUUGGAUAAGGCCAGGCUACAUUUAAAAUUACUUGACUAUCUUAACCACGAUUGGAAAAGUGAAUAUUGUAUACAACCUGAUCAACAAGACAUUAGUUUCAUCAGUUUUACCUGUGUUACAGAAAUAGAAAAGACUGAUUUAGAUAUUGCUAUCCAUGUGACCUACAAUACUGGUCAGACAGUUGUGGCAUUUCAUAGUCCUUAUUGGAUGGUCAAUAAAACUGGUCGAAUGUUACAAUACAAAGCAGAUGGAAUUCAUCGAAAGCAUCCACCUGAUUAUAAAAAGCCAGUUCUGUUUUCUUUUCAGCCAAAUCACUUUUUUAAUAACAAUAAGGUACAGCUUAUGGUAACUGAUAGUGAGUUGUCAGAUCAAUUUUCAAUUGAUACUGUUGGUAGUCAUGGAGCUGUUAAAUGUAAAGGCCUGAAAAUGGAAUAUCAAGUUGGUGUCACUAUAGACCUCAGCAGUUUUAACAUUACCAGAAUUGUGACAUUUACUCCUUUUUAUAUGAUUAAAAACAAAAGCAAGUAUCAUAUAUCAGUAGCUGAAGAAGGAAGUAAUAAAUGGCUCUCUCUUGAUUUGGAGCAGUGUAUCCCCUUUUGGCCUGAGGAUGCUUCUGGUAAACUUCUUAUUCAAGUAGAAAGGAGUGAGGAUCCUCCCAAAAGGAUAUAUUUUAACAAGCAAGAAAAUUGUAUUUUAUUGCGUCUGGAUAAUAAGCUUGGAGGUAUUAUAGCAGAAGUUAAUUUGGCUGAGCAUUCUACAGUUAUUACAUUUUCAGAUUAUCAUGAUGGAGCAGCUACAUUCUUGUUAAUAAAUCACACAAGGAAUGAUCUUGUUCAAUACAAGCAAAGUUCUCUCAGUGAAAUAGAAGAUUCUCUCCCUCCUGGAAAAGCAGUGUUUUAUACAUGGGCUGAUCCAGUGGGCUCUAGAAAGCUGAAGUGGAAAUGUGGGAAAAGCCAAGGUGAAGUAACACAAAAGGAUGAUAUGAUGACACCUAUAGAUUUGGGGGAAAAAACAAUUUAUUUAGUCUCAUUCUUUGAAGGCUUACAGCGCAUUAUUUUAUUCACUGAAGAUCCAAGGGUAUUUAAAGUAACAUAUGAAAGUGAGAAAGCAGAGUUAGCAGAGCAAGAAAUUGCAUUGGCAUUACAAGACGUUGGAAUUUCUCUUGUCAACAAUUAUACAAAGCAAGAAGUAGCCUAUAUAGGCAUUACAAGUUCUGAUGUGGUUUGGGAGACAAAGCCCAAGAAGAAGGCAAGAUGGAAGCCAAUGAGUAUAAAGCACACUGAGAAGUUAGAGAAAGAAUUUAAGGAAUAUACUGAAUCUUCACCUGCAGAAGAUAAGGUUAUUGAGUUGGACACUAACAUUCCGGUUCACUUAACACCUACUGGUAAUAACAUGAAAAUUCUGCAACCACAUAUAAUAGCUAUACGAAGAAAUUAUCUUCCAGCAUUAAAGGUGGAAUAUAGCACAUCUGCACAUCAGUCAUCAUUUAGAAUUCAAAUUUACAGAAUACAGAUCCAAAAUCAGAUACAUGGUGCUGUAUUUCCAUUUGUGUUUUAUCCUAUUAAACCUCCAAAGUCGGUCACCAUGGAUUCAGCACCAAAGCCCUUUACAGAUGUCAGUAUUGUCAUGAGAUCUGCAGGACAUUCCCAGAUAUCACGUAUUAAGUAUUUCAAAGUGUUGAUUCAAGAAAUGGAUUUAAGGUUAGAUCUUGGGUUUGUCUAUGCUUUAGCAGACCUUAUGACAGAAGCUGAGGUGACUGAAAAAACUGAGAUUGAACUUUUUCAUAAAGAUAUAGAAGCUUUCAAAGAAGAAUAUAAAACAGUUUCAUUAGUAGAUCAAUCACAAGUCAGUCUCUAUGAAUAUUUUCAUAUAUCUCCUAUCAAGUUGCAUUUAAGUGUUUCACUGAGUUCGGGCAGAGAAGAAUCUAAAGAUUCAAAACAGGAUGAAGGACUGAUUCCAGUUCAUUCUUUAAAUCUUUUGUUGAAGAGUAUUGGUGCCACUCUUACAGAUGUACAAGAUGUAGUUUUUAAGCUUGCAUUUUUUGAACUCAACUAUCAGUUCCAUACAACAUCCGAACUACAGUCUGAAGUAGUAAGACACUAUUCAAAACAGGCCAUUAAACAGAUGUAUGUACUCAUUCUUGGACUUGAUGUUUUGGGAAAUCCCUUUGGCUUAAUUAGAGAAUUUUCUGAAGGCGUAGAAGCAUUUUUUUAUGAACCUUACCAGGGAGCCAUCCAGGGUCCUGAAGAGUUUGUGGAGGGAAUGGCACUAGGACUUAAGGCACUAGUUGGUGGAGCUGUUGGUGGAUUAGCUGGUGCUGCCUCCAAAAUCACCGGUGCUAUGGCUAAAGGGGUAGCAGCUAUGACUAUGGAUGAAGACUACCAACAGAAGAGAAGAGAAGCCAUGAAUAAGCAACCAGCUGGUUUAAGAGAAGGCAUCACUCGUGGAGGAAAAGGCUUAGUUUCUGGUUUUGUAAGUGGCAUAACAGGAAUUGUUACAAAACCAAUCAAAGGGGCUCAAAAAGAAGGAGCAGCUGGUUUCUUUAAAGGUGUCGGGAAAGGUUUAGUUGGAGCAGUAGCAAGGCCAACUGGAGGCAUCAUAGACAUGGCUAGUAGUACAUUUCAAGGAAUAAAAAGAGCUACAGAGACUUCUGAAGUAGAGAGUUUGCGACCUCCUCGGUUCUUUAGUGAAGAUGGGGUUAUCAGACCGUACAGGUUGAGGGAUGGUACUGGAAAUCAAAUGUUACAGGCAUCAAAAAGUUUGAUAUGAAAACAGUUAAUGCAUGACUUUGCAAGUGAAAGCCAACAAUAGAUUUUAGUCUAAAAAUUUACAAACUACAUACUGCUGUUUCAGUAUUUUGAGUACAAAGAAAAGCUUUUGUAUUGGUAACUUUUUAUAGGAAUUUUAGUAAAUCUGAUCUUUUUAUAGGGUAUUCUUAGUUCUACACUGGAUUUGCCGGAUUUGUUGAAAGCCAAUGUGCCUUAUAUGCCCUCAUAGUUGGUGGUGCUUAUUUAGCCAAUUAGACCAUUUCUGUUUGGGGUACUUCCUUCUGUUUAUCAAACCACUGGUAGCUUUUAUGCCAGAUAUAAUCCUCAUAUCCAAUUAGGCAUGAUGAAGGAAAAACAAAACUCAGAAACACUGCUAUUGCUAGAUACUAUCGGAUUCUUAUGCUUUGCUUUUAAAAAUGCUCAAAUGGCCAUGACCCUCUUCCUGCUUUAUUCUAGUAUAGUUUGUAUAAAACCUUGUGAGAAUUUUAUAAGCAGUUCACAUGCAAACCAGUGUCUUUUAAUAAAGAAAAUUACCUUUUGGGACAAUUUGAGGGUAGAAUAUUUUAUCUGUUUAGAAAACUUUCUUACUUGGUAAAUCUGACUUUUUAAAAUCUGGAUUAUGAUGUAGAUAACAUAGUAAUCCACACAUAGUCUAUACCAGUGUAAAGUCUUUUCUGUGAUUUAGAUGUGGAAUACUAAAUUAAAUCACUUGUUUGAAGACAAACAAGGAGUCAUUAUGUUAUAUAAACUUAAAGAUAUUCAUGGUAAUAAUUGACUCUCAAAAUGUGGAACUUCCCUUAUAUUUUUUCAUAUUUUAAAUAUUGUCAUGUUUAAAGUGAUCAGGGUAAAGAUUUAAAACUAAUAUUUUACCUACUGCAUGCAGAGUAUAUAAUAUUGCAUAAAAUAUACUUGAAAUCUUUCUUUGAGCCUUCUGAUAUAUUAAAAAGUAACCAUAAAGUUAAUGUGCAAUAUAUAAUGAUUUUAUAUGGCAUUUUAAAUGUUUUUAAAGCAUCAAAAUAAUUCAGUAUUAGGAUAGAACUGGCAAUCUGUUGUGAGGUUGUGCUUUAAAGGACAUUGUGCAAUCUCAGUGUUACAUUGUUCUUUGGAAAAUAGAAAAAUUGCAGAAGUCACCUAAGGCCAAUAUGAUCCAAACAUGUAUUUCUACCCAGUACCUGCCUUCCCUUAUUAAAACACAAUUAAUGUGUUACUAACAUUUUACUAAACUGAAAGUUGAGUAGUUUUCAAAUCGCAUUUUUAAAAACUAAAAAUAUUUCUUGAGAAACUAUUUUAAUAUAUUAGAAAGUAAGAAUGAGUGGUGAGGAGAGUUUAGAAAUAUAUCCUCAUUAUUAGUGAGCAGAUUUUAAUGUAUAAGGAAGCCAUGAGAUAUCAGUAAUUUCUCAUAUUUGAUAAUUUGAUUUCAGCAACAAGUACAUUUAUUCUAUACCCUCAUUAAUUGUUUUCUGAAGCUUUAAACUUUUGUAUUUAAAGAUAUGAGUUUUAACUACAUAUUUUUAAGGAUGCAUAUUUAGUAGGCCAGUCUUAGCAUUAAUUGCUAAAAGAGCUAUUUAAAUGACUAAAAACCCACAAUUCUUACCAGCCACAAUACUUGUCAAUCCUUACUUCAGCAAGAAUAUUUAUACAGUGUUAGCUGGAAUACCUGUAGGAAUUUGCCAGAUGCCUUGGGAUGUUUUCAGUUAGCAUUAUUUUCCUAUAGAUGUAAGAAGUGGGUAGUUGUUUUGGUUGUAGUGGUGUUUUUUGAAUCAAAUUUCUAGUGUAUUAUCAGCAAAUUUUUUAACGUAUAUGAAUACAAGUACUGUGGAAAAUAAUUAGAUGAUAUGUAAACUGUAUUCAAAAUCUCAUCUGCCUACAUUCCAUCUGAGUGAUUUAAUGAUGUUGCCUUAGAAAAUCUUUGGUAUUUUCAAAUGUUUCUCCUUUUCUUUUUUUCUAAAAAAGGUGGUAUAUUUACUAAACUACGUACACCUAUAUGUAAUAAUUAAAUGCAAAAUAUAUUCUUUCAUUGAGUACCUUUCUAUCUAGUAUGUAGCACAUUAUUAUAGCACUUCCUAGUAGUCAAAGUUGCCUACUAAAGAAAUAGAAGGAUAAUUUUCGUGUAUUCAUAGAGUACUUUAUUGGUAUCAUCAAACCAUUUUAUACACUGAGUUUGUACCAACCAAUGGACUUGAGUCUUAGUUCUAUUAAGUUAUGGAAUAUUAUAUCCAUAAUUACAACCUGAGCCACAGCUGAAAAUCUGCUGUAAAAUUAUGACUCCUUGAACACUUCAUAGUUUUACAUGUUUUCCAAGCAGUUUGCCAUGUACAACUAACCUUUUUGCUUCUUUUUUCCUUUACCAUGCUUACAGAAAAUUCAGUUCUACAGGGAGUGGAAUGUGACUCACAGUAGCAGUAGUGAUGAUGAUAAUGAUGAUUAGUCAGAUCUAAAUUGUUAAAAUUCAUAUGUUCUCUAUCAUUUUACUUCGAAUGUUUUGUAUGACUGCUACCAUAAUGCCCAUAUGUCCAUUUUUAGGGAGAUAAAACACUUCCUUUUAAAAUGUUUUUUUACACAGCUUCAUAAGGCAAAAUGAUUGCAUCAUUUAAGCACAGAAAAAAUGUAUAUUAUAUCCAAAGUAGGGCAUACUGCAUAUUAUAGUAUAGAUUUGCUUUUAUAUAUUUUGAAUCUUUGUAUUACACUUGUUUUUUAGAAUUAAAUAUAAUUUUUAAUGUUCAUUAGUUUUGUUUUAAAUUUUAUGCUUAUCAGCAAAAAUUUUUUUGAAUGAUCUCUGUAAAUUUUGUGAGCUAUAAUGUAAUUCCCUUGUGUUAAAAAAAAAGAAUAGUA